CUCAGGACUAUCGCGAAGGAUCAGACUUGCAGCUGAGCAUUUCCUGGCUGGCCAUUUUGUGGCUCAGUUGAUGCCCUGUUUCCAGCGAGUUUGCCCGAUUCUCUAUCUCCACUUGCAACGGUUCCUUCGUAAAUUGCGUACAACACCGUUAAUCCGAUCUGCCUUGCGGGAAUGUUUCGAAUACGAGCCUCAACUGGAGGAAGACGCACCGAGAACCGGGGAACCUAAAUCAGAUGUUGUUCUUGAGGCAUCUCUUUUACUAUCUGAACAAGGUGGGUUUCUUGAGCAUACUCUUGACAAAUUUGCGCGUCACAGAGUCGCAACUCCCGACUUUCCGACCUUGAAUUUCCGGUUUGACGAAAACGUUCGUGCAUUACUGAGACAAGCUCUGUGCAUGUCAAAUGCAACGACGAGGAAGAUAGCAUCUUCCUCCAGUCCUUCGACACAAAACCAGACUACAACAUUAACAUUUUCAACUGAAGCCGAUUUGAUGUCACAAUUCUUUGUGAAAAAUGUUGCAUCUCCUUCCUCUAUGCUGGGUUCUACUCCUAGUUCCAUCAAGGGAGAAUCGCCAUUGCAAUCAUCGGUAUUUCCAAGGAAGAUGGACAAGGAAAUAGAAGAGACCAAAACUUUUUCGCUUGCAGAGUUUGCUGCAUCUAGAACCCGGAUUUCCAUAUCACCGGCUGCGGACGCCUUAGCACUUGUCGGCGAGCCUGCACUCUACUACGCGAUGGCGUCUGGAUGCGAGGAUAUCAACGGACACUCGUUGUGCAGUAUCCUCGAAUCACUUUCGAACACGAACCUUGAAACUUUCUCUACCCCCGAGCCUCUCAGAUUCUCGUGUCUGUGCCUGUGUGUCUGCUACUUAGUUUUGAACUCAAGAAGUAAAGGAGACGACGAAGAGCAGCGCUGUCGUGCGGUAUUGAGAAAACUAUUCUUCUUUCCAGAACUACCUCCACUACGACAACUCGGGCUAGUACCUGCAACUGGGACGACCACAGGACAAUCAUCAUCUGGAUCUGCACUGGAGCACAAUAAUAUCAAGAACGAUCAUGCUGGUGUUGACGAGCCUUCUAGGAGUACUAGUAGAACCAAUACUAAUACGAGGGCCUAUGAGGACCUUUUAGCGGAGGUAUGCGACAGGCUGAUAGUCUUAUUCGAGGAAUUGACCUUCGGAGACACUCUUGUGGGAGAGUAUCUUACUUUCUUCGCAUCGGAUGCGGCGCCAAGCAUUUGUCGGAGGAAGAUCGAGGAAAGCGCUGUGCCGAUGUUGUUAAACAGGGGGUGAAGUGCUGGAUACUCCCUUGUAUGAAGAGCUGUGUUUGGAUCAAGAAACCAAUUUUCUUUCAUGUUCAAUCGUGUUGUUUGUUCUUGGUAAGUUGAGUAAAAACGAGGUGAUCAGGUACUUACUCGUCACGUACUAGUACAAGACGCAAGACGAAACGCAGCCGCACGGCGUCGACUGAUUCUCUGUAGACUCCGCGGUCCUGAAAUCCCGUAGAACUAUCACAACCUCCACAGACGAUUUUCCGUAGAGUUACACGCCAAAUGGAGCUGCCUGUUUUUAGUUCUUGUUAUGUUGACCCUUAUCGUUUGAUACGAAAGGUCAAAGAUCAUGCG
Amoebophrya sp. A25 is the source of this 1620-nucleotide messenger RNA. NCBI's taxonomy places the organism in Eukaryota, Dinophyceae, Syndiniales, Amoebophryaceae. The record is from the annotation of a GenBank genome assembly.